CGACUUUCAACCCUACUCUUUAGCCCAUUUAAGGCAUUUUCUGAGUCAGGGCUUGGUGCCCUUCAACCUCGGCUCGGCCCACUGCCACCCCUAGUCGCCGACGGCCGAGCUAGGCCAAGGCUCCGGGGUCUGGGAUCGGAUCAGGGCCAACGCUCUCCAGGUCCUAGCACGGCUAUUGCCACCCCAAGGCAAGCUAUCAUACGAGAGAGAGAGAGGGAGAGAGAGAGAGAGGAGUUUGUAACAUGCUCCUUCGCCGUGCCAAAUCUUUCUCAACCAAUCUCUCUAUAUCGCAGUGGAAAUCUCUCCCAUACAGCAGAAAGGCUUCUCGUUUCAGAGACAGCGACGAUGACGAAGACCGCAACGCCAGGAAGCGAAAGGCGAGAGAAGGAGGAGGAGACGAAAGCCGCAUCUAUCUGCACAAGAGCAGGGGUCAGCACAUCCUCACCAACCCUCGAAUCCUCCACUCAAUCGUCCAAAGAGCCGACGUUAGACCCACCGACACCGUCCUCGAGAUCGGCCCCGGCACCGGAAAUCUCACCCUCAAGCUCCUUGAAUCCGCCCAGAAGGUCUUCGCCGUCGAGAUCGAUAAGCGUAUGGUUGAGAUCCUCCACACCCGUGUCGCCGACCGCCAGCUUGAUGAUCGCCUCACUGUGAUCUGUAAAGACGCACUAAAGACCCAAUUCCCAGAAUUUGAUCUCUGUGUUGCUAACAUUCCCUAUGGAAUAUCUUCGCCUCUCAUCGUGAAGCUUCUCUUUGGAGGCUACACCUUUCGAAGUGCCACCCUCCUCCUUCAAAAAGAAUUUGCUCGCCGCCUCCUUGCCAACCCAGGUGACUCGGCAUUCAAUCGCUUGGCAGUAAACGUGAAGCUCGUGGCCACAGUUGAAUUCGUCAUGGAUGUUAGCAAGAAGGAUUUUAUUCCUUGUCCAAAAGUUGACUCGUCAGUGGUUAGAAUUCAGCCAAAGAGUGCGAUUCCGAAUGUUGAUUUGGAUGAGUGGCGGGCCUUCACACGGACAUGUUUUGGAAAUAAAAACAGGACUUUGGGUGCCAUAUUGAAGCAGAAGAGGAAGGUGAUGGAGCUUUUAAGAGUGUCACAAUCUGGAGGCAGAGAAAAUGACAAUGAUGACAAUGAAGACAAUGAGGAUGGAGAUGGAGAUGAAGAUGAAGAUGGAAUCGAUGAUGAAGAGGAAGGUGGGGAUUUGAUGGAGAUGGCUUUCUUCAAAGAGAAGAUUUUGGGUGUUUUGAAAGAAAAUGGGUAUGAGGAAAAGAGGCCUUCAAAGCUAUCUGUUGAGGAAUUGUUGCAUUUGCUCUCUCUUUUCAAUCAAGUGGGCGUACACUUUCAUGGUUGUAAGUAACCGUUUGUUUUCAGUGUUGCAUUGGGCUACAAAUUCAAGAAAGUGUCUGUUGAAGAUUAUGAAAUGAAAGAUCAUAACAUGUGCAGUAUGCACACUGAGAUUGCAAUGCUGGCCACAAACAACAGUAUUUGUUUCUUCUCCCGGCGGUCCCCAAUGUGGAUGCACUGUGUCGACAAUACUGAGCUGAUCAGAUGGCCCAUCUCAAAUUUGUGGCCUGCGAAUAGAAGGCUAAGAAAGUGGGGCAAUGUAGAAUGGGCAAAAGCGCUCCAAUUCAAUGAAGAGAUUUGUUGAUCAGGGUGAUUUUUUUUACCUUAGCCAAUUGACAGUGAGGCCCACUCGACGAACAGUGCAGCUCGUUUCAUGUCAUGUUGGUGGAGCAAAUCACCAUGCACUUGAAUGAAGGUUCUUAUUGUAUCAAUCUCCAUAUUUCAUAGGUAAUAUCAGAGUUUUGCAUUAAAGUACAUAUAUAGCCUUUUCCAUACAAACGGCGAUGAUGGUUCGUUCAGUUAUCCAAACAGUUGAGUUUGAUGGGAUCCACCAUGAUAGACCGCAGACAAUCUCUCAGUCUUAGAUGGGGAAAUGCCAGACUCGUAACCCUUUCCAAUUCUUGUCAACUGUUGCUGUAUUUUUAAUGAAGAUCCAAUGGCUAAUACGAUCCAAUUUCCAAUCAUGGCUGUUGAUUUAUGAUGGCCCACCAUACUGGGAAAACCUUACAAUGUGAAUUGUUGCUGUAUUCUUCUCUACCAUCUUUUCUGCAGGCUGCUGAUUGAUGGGUUAGGAUUGUAUCAUUAGGUAGAAUCUCCGAACAGGAACACAUUGUUUCCCCUGCAAUCAUCAUGAUAUGUAAGCUUAUCCUAUUCCAGA
Messenger RNA from Magnolia sinica, 2216 nucleotides. Its product is annotated as ribosomal RNA small subunit methyltransferase, mitochondrial. Gene Ontology annotation, molecular function: rRNA (adenine-N6,N6-)-dimethyltransferase activity. Gene Ontology annotation, cellular component: mitochondrial matrix. The transcript is spliced from 2 exons. NCBI's taxonomy places the organism in Eukaryota, Viridiplantae, Streptophyta, Magnoliopsida, Magnoliales, Magnoliaceae. The record is from RefSeq and is a predicted model, not a curated record. Gene Ontology annotation, biological process: rRNA methylation. The coding region runs from base 243 to 1352 and encodes 369 amino acids.